AUGCUCAGAAACCCGGGGAUUUGCAGCUAUCUGGGAGCCUUCAAGUUCUCUGAGAAACAAGUUGCAGAAUUAAGGAAAAUCUUUGAGCCAAAGAAUAACGAAUUUGUAGACAUGAAGAGUAUCCCGUUUUCCUUUGAAUGGACUUGUGUUGAUUCAUUGCACUCUUUCGAUGUCUUGCGCAGAAAAGAACGAAUCGCCAGGCGUUUGGAAGGGAUUGAAAAUGACGCCCAGCCCAUCCUCUUGCAGAGCUGCACGGGGUUAGUGACUCAUCGGCUGCUGGAGGAAGACACACCCAGAUACAUGCGUGCCACCGAUCCAUCCAGCCCACACAUUGGCCGAUCAAAUGAAGAGGAAGACACUUCGGAGUCUUUAGAAAAGCCAACUCGGUCUAAAUACUGCUCAGAAACCUCUAGGGACACAUCCUAUAGUCCCAGCACCAUGGACACUCAGAGUCUGGAAUCCAAAGCUGAGAGAAUAGCAAGAUACAAAGCAGAAAGGAGACGGCAACUCGCGGAGAAAUACGGGCUGACUCUGGAAGCGGACUCAGAGUACCCCUCUCGCUAUUCCAAAUCCCGGAAAGAGUCUGAGGUCCUUGAGAAAAGGGCAGGGAAAAGCGACAAACAAGAGGACUCGAGCAAAGAUGGGAGUUCCCUAUACUCCAGGACUGAGGCUACAGGCCCUCGCACCAUCAUUGUGGAAUCCAAAGAUUAUGCUUUCCCUGGGUGUGAGACUGUGUCCAAUAAAGAGAUCUUGCUGAAUGUGGAAAACCAAAGAAGAGCCCAGGAGUUGAGUGCCACUGGGCAGGCCCAAGACCUGCCCCCACUGGUGGAGAGUUCCUCGUCCUUCACAUUCUCUGGGCAAGACUCUUCUUUUGGUGAUGUGCCAAGGUCUCCCAAGCAAACACCUAAGCAGCCAGCCUCCCCCAGCCACUCUAUCAGUGAUGCCUCAUCUCACACUGAGGCUCGAUCCAGUACAGGGAAACCCAAACAUGAGUGGUUUCUUCAGAAAGAUUCCGAAGGGGACACACCUUCCCUUAUCAACUGGCCUUCCAGAGUAAAGGUUAGAGAAAAACUGGUGAAGGAGGAGAGUGCCCGUAGCAGCCCUGAACUUGCCCCCGAGUCCUUCGCUCAGAGGAGACAUCAGGCCGUGCAUUACCUAUCUUUUCAGUCCGAAAACUCGGCUUUUGAAAGGAUCCCGAGCAAGGCGACUGCCUCAGUCCGCCAGCCGAUCCGUGGCUACAUUCAGCCACCAGAUCCUGUCCACGCUGCCAAGCUGGUGACCACAGAAAGCCCAGAAAACGCCUCCGAGUACAGCUGGGUGGAAGCAGUGACACAACAUGUCAGAAAGCCUGCCCCCCCGAAGGUUCUGGAAGAUGAGAGGAGGAGAGACACCCCGGUUCUCCAUAUUUAUGAGUCCAAACCAGAAGAAGACGUGUUCCACACCGAAGCUCUUGAAAAAAGCAAGAGAACAAUUAUGGCUCUGGAGGACCCCAGGCCGGUGAGAAGCCAAGACGACCUGUCCGGUGAUGAGGAGGUGGUGAAGCCUGCUGUGAGCACCCUCACCUUGGAGCUCCAGAGGGAGCAGGAGCGGCUGCCGCAGCCACCCACCGAGAGAGGGGGCAGGAGUGAAAUGUUUGUGUAUGUGCAGCGUGAGCCUGUGUCCCAGAACGCCAGCCUGGCAGGUCACAAAAAGGAGGUUCCUCCAAAGAAGCGCAAAGUCCUCACCCGCUCGUUCUCUGAUUACACGGGCCCCCCUCAGCUGCAGGCCUCCAAGUACAAGGACCUCGUUUCAAAACAAGAGCUAGAACCUCAGGGUGUCAAGGCUGAGGGACCCUCCAUGGACGUGGGCAUGGUGGACACCAAGGUGUCAGUCGCCCAACUCCGCAGCGCGUAUCUGGAGUCCGCCAGGGCCAGCAAGAAACCUGAACUUCAUUCAAGGGUUGAGAGGUCAACUGAAGGAGUUGGCUCGCCCACCAGUAUGGAACGGGAGAGAGGGUCCCGGAAACCAAGACGCUAUUUUUCUCCUGGUGAAUGUAGAAAGACUUCUGAGAGAUUUAGAACACAACCUAUAACCUCAGCCGAGCGAAAGGAGUCGGAUAGAUCAACUUCCAAUUCAGAAAUGCCAACUCCUGAAGAUGAAGGAAAGGUGGAUGAGCGAGCCAAACUCAGUGUUGCUGCCAAGAGGCUGCUUUUUAGGGAACUGGAAAGAUCGUUUGAUGAAAAGAAUGUUCCCAAAACACGUUCAAGGAAUACGGCUGUGGAGCAGAGGCUUCGCCGCUUCCAGGACAGAUCCCACACCCAGCCCAUUACAACUGAAGAAGUAGUCAUUGCAGCCACUGAACCUAUCCCUGCUUCGUGUUCUGUGGCCACCCACCCCGUAAUGGCAAGACUUCCUAGUCCCACUCUAGCUAAGAGCACUGUGCAGCCUGCCAGGUUGCAGGCCUCCGCUCACCAAAAGGCGCUAGCUAGGGACCAGGCAAAUGAGGGCAAAGAUUCUGUCGAACAGGGUGAACCUGAUUCCUCCACGCUCAGCCUGGCGGAGAAGUUGGCCUUAUUUAAUAAGUUGUCCCAGCCCGUGUCCAAAGCCAUUUCCACUCGAAACCGACUAGACAUAAGACAGCGGAGGAUGAAUGCUCGCUAUCAGACACAGCCUGUCACGCUAGGCGAGGUGGAGCAGGUGCAGAAUGGAAAGCUUAUCCCUUUCACACCGACAGUCAACACCUCGGUGUCCACCAUGGCGCCCACGGCCACGCCGAUGUAUGCUGGGGAUCUUCGGGCCAUGCCGUCUGCCGAUGAUAGUAAAAGUGCCACUGAGUAUAAGCCCCCUCUUUCAGUUGAAAACUCUGACUCUCCAGUUAGAAGCAUUCUGAAGUCGCAAGCAUGGCAGCCUUCGGUUGAGGAGAGUGGGAGCAAACACACGUUGAGAGAGUUUGGAGAGAUGGAUGGCAGGCGAGUCUCAGCUGGUGGAAAUAGUUGGGCUAAAAAGCAUGAGUCCUUUGAAGAAGCAGACUCAUCCUGUGCUGCUGUUGAUAGGGUGAGGGAAAGAGACAGCCAUAAAGAACCUAAAUAUGCUGCUUCAAGGAAAGAAAGCAUGGAGCUGGCUAGCCCUCCCAUUGCCCAUCUUGGUGAUGAGCUCAAGGAAUUUUCCACUGCCCGAAGCGUUGCAGUGGGGAACCAGGACUUGAAAGACAGGCAGCCCUUUGAAGAGAAGGUGGACGUGGAGAGUGUCACUACAAGGAAGUUUUCUCUAAGAGCAGCCGAGCUUGGGGAGCCCACUGGGGAGCAGGCGGGCACAGCUGCUGGAAAGGCCAUUGCUCCAGCCACGACUCCGGCCUCCUGUAAGCAGCAAGACUCUGCAGAACAAGAACAGGAGAAGUCUUACAAGAGUCCAUGCACCAUGCUUGCUGCUGGAGAGACCAGGGCUGCAAUGAUGGAGGGUAUCCUGGACUCACCCAGCAAGACCAUGUCAAUUAAAGAAAGAUUGGCACUGUUGAAGAAGAGUGGCGAGGAAGACUGGAAGAAUAGACUGAACAAAAAGCAGGAGUACAGCAAAACGUCAGUCUCGAGCAGCCUGCAUAUACAAGAAGUGGAGCAGUCGUUCAAGAAGAAGCGAGUCACAGAAAGUCGAGAAAGUCAAAUGACAAUUGAGGAAAGGAAGCAACUCAUCACAGUCCGAGAAGAAGCCUGGAAGACAAAAGGCAAAGGAGCUGCCAAUGAUUCCACACAAUUCACUGUGGCUGGGAGGAUGGUGAAAAAAGGGUUGGCAUCACCAACUGCCAUAACUCCAGUAGCUUCUCCCAUUUGCAGUAAGACAAGAGGUACCACCCCAGUCUCCAAACCACAGGAAGAUAUCGAAGCAAGACCAGACAUGCAAUUAGAAUCUGACCUGAAGCUGGACAGGCUGGAAACCUUUCUCCGCAGGCUCAACAGCAAAGCUGGUGGGAUGCAAGAAACCGUCCUCACUGUUACCGGGAAAUCUGUCAAAGAGGUGAUGAAGUUGGAUGACGACGAAACCUUUGCCAAAUUUUACCGCAGCAUGGACUGCACUUCACCAAGAAGUCCCGUGGAGCUGGACGAGGACUUUGAUGUUAUUUUUGACCCUUACGCACCCAAGUUAACCUCGUCAGUGGCCGAGCACAAGCGUGCAGUCAGACCCAAGCGCCGCGUGCAGGCUUCCAAAAACCCUCUGAAGAUGCUGGCAGCACGAGAAGAUCUUCUUCAGGAAUACACAGAACAGAGACUAAAUGUUGCUUUUAUGGAGUCAAAGCGGAUGAAAGUAGAAAAGAUGUCCUCCAACUCCAACUUCUCCGAAGUCACCCUGGCAGGCUUGGCCAGUAAAGAAAACUUCAGCAGCGUCAGCCUACGGAGCGUCAACCUGACGGAGCAGAAUUCCAACAACAGUGCAGUGCCCUACAAGAAGCUGAUGCUGUUACAGAUCAAAGGGAGAAGACAUGUGCAGACCAGACUGGUUGAGCCCCGAGCUUCAUCCCUCAAUAGUGGGGACUGCUUCCUUCUGUUAUCGCCCCAUUACUGCUUCCUGUGGGUAGGCGAGUUUGCAAAUGUCAUAGAAAAGGCUAAGGCCUCAGAACUUGCAACUUUAAUUCAGACAAAGAGGGAACUCGGAUGCAGAGCUACUUAUAUCCAGACUAUCGAGGAGGGAAUCAAUACACACACCCAUGCAGCCAAGGACUUUUGGAAACUCCUGGGUGGCCAGACCAGCUACCAAUCUGCUGGAGACCCCAAAGAAGACGAAUUGUAUGAAACAGCCAUAAUAGAAACAAACUGCAUUUACCGUUUGAUGGAUGACAAGCUUGUGCCUGAUGAUGACUACUGGGGGAAAAUUCCCAAGUGUUCUCUCCUGCAACCGAAAGAGGUACUGGUGUUUGACUUUGGCAGUGAAGUUUACGUGUGGCAUGGAAAAGAAGUGACCUUAGCACAACGGAAAAUUGCAUUUCAGCUGGCAAAGCACCUGUGGAAUGGGACCUUUGACUAUGAGAACUGUGACAUCAACCCACUGGAUCCUGGGGAAUGCAAUCCCCUUAUUCCCAGAAAAGGACAAGGGCGGCCUGAUUGGGCAAUAUUUGGAAGACUUACUGAGCACAAUGAGACAAUUUUGUUCAAAGAAAAAUUUCUUGACUGGACAGAACUGAAGAAACCAAAUGAGAAGAAUGCUGGGGAACUCAGCCAGCAGAAGGAUGAUCCCAGGGCUGAUGUCAAGCCGUACGACGUGGCCCGGAUGGUGCCUGUGCCCCAGACGGUGGCCAGCAGCAUCCUGGAUGGGGUGAACGUGGGCCGGGGCUAUGGGCUGGUGGAAGGAGAUGACCGGAGGCACUUCGAGAUCGCCAUUGUCUCUGUGGAUGUCUGGCACAUCCUGGAGUUCGACUACAGCAGGCUCCCUAAACAGAGCAUCGGACAGUUCCAUGAGGGAGAUGCCUAUGUGGUCAAGUGGAAGUACAUGGUGAGCACUGCAGUGGGAAGUCGGCAGAAAGGGGAGCAUCCGGUGAGGGUGGCUGGCAAAGAGAAGUGUGUCUACUUCUUCUGGCAAGGCCGGCACUCCACCGUGAGCGAGAAGGGGACGUCAGCGCUGAUGACUGUGGAGCUGGAUGAGGAAAGGGGAGCCCAGGUCCAGGUCCUUCAGGGGAAGGAGCCCCCCUGCUUCCUGCAGUGCUUUCAGGGAGGAAUGGUGGUGCACUCAGGCCGCCGGGAAGAAGAAGAAGAAAAUACGCAAAGUGAAUGGAGGCUGUACUGUGUGCGAGGAGAAGUGCCCAUUGAAGGAAAUUUGCUAGAAGUUGCGUGUCACUGCAGUAGCCUGAGAUCCAGGACGUCUAUGGUCGUUCUCAAUGUAAAUAAAGCCCUCAUUUACCUGUGGCAUGGAUGCAAAGCACAAGCCCACACAAAGGAGGUGGGAAGAACUGCAGCAAAUAAAAUAAAGGAACAGUGCCCCCUGGAAGCAGGACUCCACAGUAGCAGCAAAGUGACAAUACACGAAUGUGAGGAAGGCUCGGAGCCACUAGGAUUCUGGGACGCUUUAGGAAGGAGAGAUAGAAAAGCCUAUGACUGUAUGCUUCAAGAUCCUGGAAAUUUUAACUUCACACCCCGCCUGUUCAUCCUGAGUAGUUCUUCUGGCGACUUUGCGGCCACAGAAUUCAUGUAUCCCGCCCGGGACCCCUCUGUGGUCAACUCUAUGCCCUUCCUGCAGGAAGAUCUGUAUAGCGCACCACAGCCAGCACUGUUCCUUGUUGACAAUCACCAUGAAGUGUACCUCUGGCAAGGCUGGUGGCCCAUUGAGAACAAGAUCACAGGGUCAGCCCGAAUUCGCUGGGCCUCUGACCGGAAGAGCGCCAUGGAGACGGUGCUCCAGUACUGCAAAGGAAAAAAUAUCAAGAAGCCUCCGCCCAAGUCAUACCUAAUCCAUGCUGGUCUGGAACCCCUUACGUUCACCAAUAUGUUUCCCAGCUGGGAACACAGAGAGGACAUUGCUGAAAUCACAGAAAUGGACACAGAAGUUUCUAAUCAAAUCACGCUGGUGGAAGAUGUCCUGGCCAAGCUGUGUAAGACCAUUUAUCCGCUGGCUGAUCUCUUAGCCAGGCCACUGCCUGAGGGAGUGGAUCCCCUAAAACUUGAAAUUUACCUAACUGAUGAAGACUUUGAGUUUGCACUAGACAUGACACGAGAUGAAUACAAUGCACUGCCCUCCUGGAAGCAGGUGAACCUGAAGAAAGCCAAAGGGCUCUUCUGA
Elephantulus edwardii (Cape elephant shrew) is the source of this 6738-nucleotide messenger RNA. RefSeq names its product supervillin (gene SVIL). Lineage: Eukaryota; Metazoa; Chordata; Mammalia; Macroscelidea; Macroscelididae. The record is from RefSeq and is a predicted model, not a curated record. Gene Ontology annotation, biological process: barbed-end actin filament capping; cytoskeleton organization; actin polymerization or depolymerization. Gene Ontology annotation, molecular function: phosphatidylinositol-4,5-bisphosphate binding; actin filament binding. The transcript has 36 exons. Gene Ontology annotation, cellular component: actin cytoskeleton; cytoplasm. Bases 1 to 6738 code for a protein of 2245 amino acids.